Molecule: messenger RNA, 1680 nt
Organism: Phalaenopsis equestris
Lineage: Eukaryota; Viridiplantae; Streptophyta; Magnoliopsida; Asparagales; Orchidaceae
Product: UDP-N-acetylglucosamine--N-acetylmuramyl-(pentapeptide) pyrophosphoryl-undecaprenol N-acetylglucosamine transferase-like
Exons: 5
Coding region: 100-1371 (423 amino acids)
Biological process (GO): carbohydrate metabolic process
Molecular function (GO): undecaprenyldiphospho-muramoylpentapeptide beta-N-acetylglucosaminyltransferase activity
Source: RefSeq, a predicted model, not a curated record
CCUCCUCCUCUUCCUCGUUCAGCUCUCUCCCUUCUUCCUCCCUAAAUUCCACUCCAAUGUCGCCUUCCUCCAAUCCCACCAGCCCCCAUCACUCCAUCAAUGGCCGCCACCGCUAACGCCACCCUUUUCUCUUUCUCCAAUUCGAUAAACUGCCACUCAUUUCCUACUUCAUUCCACUCUUCUCCUGGAAGCGCAAUCCAUCUAAGGAAGCGCGCUCUGCAAUUACGCCCACAUGCUCUCUCCGCCAGAGAACCCUCCACCGAUCUCUGCGUAGUCUUGGCCGGAGGUGGAUCCGGUGGCCAUAUCUUCCCUGCUCUCGCCAUCGCCGACGAGCUCCGCACCAUCCGCCCUAAUGCCCGCAUUGUGUUCGUCGGCACUUCCACCGGCAUGGAGGGCGAUGUUGUUCCUUCCGCCGGAUACGAGUUUGUUCCCGUUCCGAAGGUUCGCCUCGCCAGGCCUUUUCUCUCCCCUCUCAAUCUCCUUCUUCCGAUUCAACUCAUCCGCUCCAUCGCCGCUAGCGCCGCCAUCCUCUCCCACCUCCGCCCUAAAGUCGUCAUCGGCACCGGAGCCUACGUAGCCGCCCCGGUAUGCUUCGCUGCCAUCAUAUCCGGAAUAAUGCUCGUCAUUCAGGAGCAGAAUUGCUACCCUGGAAUCACCAACCGUGCCCUAGCUCCCUAUGCCGAGAAGAUUUUCCUCGCGUUCAAUGCUUGCAUAAAGUAUUUCCCCAGAGAGAAGUGUGUGGUUUGCGGAAACCCUCGUCGUCUCAGUGGUGGCUCCGGCGGAGGUGUGUCCAAGUCCGACGCUAGGGCUCAUUUCUUUCCCGACUCCGGUGAGAGAGCCCUGGUGGUUCUCGUGCUCGGCGGUUCGAUCGGAGCUAACGCCAUGAAUCGUGCCUUCUUGGAGGUUUGCUAUGAUAUGCUUGCAAAGCAUGAGAACAGAUUCAUUAUUUGGCAGACGGGGGCGAAGUGGUUCCAGGAGGUCAGAAGUGUUGCUAAGGUCCAUCCCAGAUUGUUUCUUACACCGUUCUUAGAUGAAAUGGAGUUAGCUUAUGGUGCUGCUGAUCUUGUUGUUUCUCGAGCUGGAGCAAUGACUUGUACAGAGAUUCUUACUGCUGGAAAGCCUUCAAUUCUGAUACCAUCACCAACUGCUACAGAUGAUCACCAAACAAAGAAUGCAUAUGCCAUGGCAGAUCUAGCAGGGGCACAUGUCUUAACAGAGGAAGAACUUGAUUCAUGUAGUCUUCAAACAGCCAUAAAUAAUGUGUUAGGUGAUAAUAAGCUGAUGGAAGAAAUGUCUGAGAAGGCAAGAAGAGCUGCUCGACCCAAUGCUGCUUCUCAUAUAGCUGAGUCUAUUCUCUCUAUUAUAAAGUAAUCUCUCGCAAAGCACACUGGUUUUGGAAAUCAGGUUACAUGCUUUGCUUACCUUGGUCAUCAAGUCCCGAGCUGGGGUUUUUUGCAGAUUGGCACAUUCUGUAGGUUAAAAGGCUAUACUAUAUAAAGAAGAAAUAUUUAAUCAUACAUUUUCAUUUGUAUAUUGGGUGUAAGUACUUAUAAAAUUUGAAAAUAAUUGGUAAAAUGUCAUUAAAUUGCCUUUUAUAGUUAUCAUUCAAAUAACAUUGAACUCUUCUAUAUCAUCUUCUUUACUCAUCCAGUCCUACUUUAGAUGUGUGCGGGGACAUGC